This is a messenger RNA of Asparagus officinalis (garden asparagus), 1220 nucleotides long. RefSeq lists its product as uncharacterized. The transcript has 5 exons. NCBI's taxonomy places the organism in Eukaryota, Viridiplantae, Streptophyta, Magnoliopsida, Asparagales, Asparagaceae. Bases 5 to 1162 code for a protein of 385 amino acids. The record is from RefSeq and is a predicted model, not a curated record.
CGACAUGUUGGCUGAACAAGCCACCAGAGGAACUGUGGGACCACCCUUUGAGAGUGAUUCAUUCACAGCGCCAGUCAUUGGGACUAACCCAAUAUCGAUUCCCGGCAUAUCUAGCUUACCUCGGAGUGACGGACUUGCAGGACCAGCCACCGGGACUGAUACUCUUAUGACUCCUGGCAUUCCCCGGAUACCUGAGGAUGAUGGACCUACAGGACCAGCCGUUGUGCCUGAUGCCACUACAGUUUCUGGGACUGAUAGUUUGCCUGAGAGCGGUGUUUCCCCGCCACAGCCGAGAGGUAUGACUGAUUUGCCUACAGGGGUUGAUAUACCCUCCAUGCCUACUCCUGCAGUUAUUUCGGAACCUGUCGGAUUUCAGCCUGAGGGGACUUCCGUUGGCACCUCCGUUGGCAUUGGACCUCGAUCAUCCCUAUAUGAGCGUGUCCGCGUCCUCUUGGCUGAUACCGAUCCCGACAAAGACAUUUUUCGUACAGACCUCGGCCUUUUUACCGUCUUUUAUAACGGCAUGAUCGAGAAACUUCUUCAUCGAGGAUAUGGCUUCGAUCAGUUCAGGCGUUCCUUUUCUCGUCACAUGCCGAUGUUCAGAGAAGAAGGGUAUCCAGAGUUGGCCGAUUCCUUCACUGCCGAUUUUGCUGUUCUGGAGUCGGAGAUCCGAGAGUUGAAGGAGCUGAAGGCUAAUGGGGUCUCUUCCUUCGUGUCCUCUCAGAUGGAGCAUAGGCUGGCACAGUGGCGCGACCUGAGAUCUUCCAUCAGCAGUGAGCUUCAGUCACAUGAGCGUUCAGUUGCGCAGCUGAUGGCUACCGUGGCGAAGAGGGAUACAGAUAGGGCCGAGCUACUCCGCUCUUUGGAUUUCGGUCGCGAGGAAGUGGCUAGGCUGAAGGAGGCCUUGAAGAGUGCCGAGGAGUCCAUUAUUAUCAUUGCAGAAGACCUGGCUGGAGUAGAGCAUUCUCGUGGACAGGCCCUCGAGAAGCUAGGAUCUACACAGGAGAGAUUGAUGAAGCUGAAGAAUGAAGCCGUGAAGAUCUUGAGCAGUUCUGAGGAAUCCGUCCGGGCUGGUCUACAGGCAGAACUUGAGCAGAGUUAUAUAGAUAGGCUUUCUAGUUUAGAGUCUCAUGUCCUUAGCCGUCAGCUGCCUUCGGGCUAACGAGCUCUUUAUUGUAUGCCUUGACUUGAUCUAUUAAUAGAGACUCCGCAUUUGAUUC